AUGGUUUCGUCGUCGAUCAUGGGCAUCGCCGCCUUGGCUGCGGCUGUGGUGGUGGAGGCUCAGUCAACGACGGCAGCGGUUACGCCGUCUCCCAUCUUCAGCACCAUCACUACUACCCGUUCCAAGACGACGAAGGCGAAGGCGCAGGCCACCGCGGCUGAUGUUGCGGGGGCUACUCAUACUGUUGCUGUCGGUGCUUCGGGCUUCCAAUUCUCGCCUUCGAAAGUAACGGCGAAUGUUGGCGAUACGAUAGAAUGGAUCUUUUAUCCCGAUGGACACUCUGUUAUUCGGGCUGAGUACGGGUUUCCGUGUACACCCUACGAAUACAUCGACAUAGGUCGACAAGGUUUCUACAGUGGCCCUGAGCCUGUCAAAGCAAUUACAAAUGACAUGCCUCGAUACCGAGUCCGAGUCAAUGACACCGAUCCGAUAUUCUUCUACUGCGGUGCCCCAGGUUCAUGUUACAAAGAGAAAAUGAUUGGAGUCAUCAAUGAAAAUUCAACAGCAACUCUCGACGGACAGCUCGACGCAGCACUUCCCUUGACAACCCAGAUUCUCCCCGGCGAGCCCUUCCCAACCGAAUCGGACGGCCGCGGCUCCAACGGCCAAGUCAUCAACAACUACCAUCACACCCUCAGCGGCGGCGCGAUCGCCGGCGUCGUCAUCGGGUGCCUCGCCUUCGUACUCUUCGGAGGUGUCCUGGUCUACCUCUGCGGCCGGCGCGGCGGUCUCAACCGCGCGUACCGCCGGGCGUCGACACAUCCCCAAGGACCCUCGGCAGCGCAGGCUCCGCCUGUUACGGAGAUCAACUACACCGCGCAGCCCAAGAGCCCCGCGACACAGGGGUGGAGGAACAGCCAUUAUAGUCAGUUCAGCAACGUGUACGCGGAUCAGCAUACGCCGCUUGGCCAGUUUAGUCCUCCUGUCAGCCCUCAGCCUACCGGUUUCAUGCAGCACGGCUACUACGAUCACCGCGUAUCCUCAAUAGCGCCAAGCAUCGCCGUAGAGGCUCCCAACAACGAGGCCGUGCCGCCACCUGCACCGGAAGCGCCGCCUGUCGAGCUUCCGGCGUCUGAGGACCCGGGUAACGGGGCGCUGCCGGCUUACCAAGCGCGGUUUUCGUUUGCCGGGCAGGAAGCUGACUACCGCCCAAGCAAAGAGUGA
Messenger RNA from Colletotrichum karsti, 1164 nucleotides. Its product is annotated as extracellular serine-rich protein. The transcript is spliced from 6 exons. NCBI's taxonomy places the organism in Eukaryota, Fungi, Ascomycota, Sordariomycetes, Glomerellales, Glomerellaceae. The coding region runs from base 1 to 1164 and encodes 387 amino acids. The record is from RefSeq and is a predicted model, not a curated record.